Molecule: messenger RNA, 828 nt
Organism: Staurois parvus
Lineage: Eukaryota; Metazoa; Chordata; Amphibia; Anura; Ranidae
Source: the annotation of a GenBank genome assembly
AUGGUGGUCGUUGGCGUGAUCGUCCUUCUCGUCCUUCUCGUGGCAGUAACAGUGGACAGCCGUUGUCCAAGUAAACUGGAUUGCGUUUUGCAGAAGAGAGAGCUUUGUGCCCCAGGGAGCAAUGUUUGUGGCCCCUGCCGACACCUGUAUGAGGAAGCAAAGACUGGCUAUUGUAUAUUCAAAGCCGGAAGCAGAACAAAGUUUACAGGACCUGAUUCAGUGAUUGACAUUAUCCAGGAAUACAGGCUGACCAAAGGCCACAGAAUAAUAUCUACAGGCAUUGCUUCUGUUAUCACCACAAACACCGCUGCCUCUGCACAAGCUACGUCUCAGGGGAUUCAAUCCCCAAAUCUCUAUAAUGUCACUCCAACAAGGAGCCCUUCCCCAGCUGUUGCAACCUUUGCCCCUCAGCUGAAAGUGAAGAACAUGGGGAGGAGGAGGAAGUCUGAGAUGAACCAGUCCAUGUCACUAGCUCUGACUGUGAUAUGUAGUCUCACGGCUGUGUCUGGACUCCUUGUGGCAGCUUUGUGUUGGUAUAGGUUACAGAAAGAGGUGAGACUGGCUCAGGAGAUGGCAUACAAGGGCAACCAUCACCACCCCUGCAAGAGGUCUGCGGCUCACAUGUCUCAUUACGUCCAGCAGUACAGCAGUCAAAAGAAGCAAAUCAAGGCAAAACAGAGUCCAGAAAAGAAGCCUUGUCAACAACUUUCCACAGACUCUGAGGCGGAUAUUGAGGAAUUUGCGAUCUACGAGUGUCCUGGACUGGCACCGACCGGAGAGAUGGAAGUCCACAACCCUCUGUUUGACCCUUCGAGGACCAAGCAGUGA